CAGAUCGAGUUCCCAGCCCCAGCGUCCGUGUGGCGUUGCCGCGGGUCCCUCCCCGCCCGCCCAGCUGCAGGCGCGCUCCGUGGUCCCUGAGCACCCACGCGCGGGCCGUGCCCUCCCCGACCCAGGUGGCGCGGGAGAAGCUGCGCAAGUACGUCUUCGACCGCGUGAAUAUGCACAACGUGCUGAUCGACCCGGUGCGGCGGCGCGAGCAGAAGCUGGAGAGCAUGCAGCUGGAGCUGGCCAGCCUUAAGAACCAGCCCGAGGCCACCAAGGAGGAGCCGCGCCGGCUGCAGGUCAUCCGUCAGCUAGAGAACAACAUAGAAAAGACGAUGGUCAAGAUCACCACUAGCCAGAAUAUCCACCUGCUGUACGUGGACCUGCUGGACCACCUGAAACAAAAGCUGGCAAGAUACCCCACAGAGCUGGACAAGCUGCAGAAUCUCGUGGUUGACGACUGCUCGGAACUGUCGGACAUGACAGUCAUGUCCCAAGAUGCCAGGAUGAUUACGGAUGAGGUCAAGAUGAACAUGAGGCAAAGGGAGGCCACCUUCAUCGAGGAACGCCAGGCAUGGGAGGACCGGCUCAACCAGCAGAAGCAGCUCACUGACAAGGUCCACUCCGAGGAGACCAGCGAGAAAUACCGCUGGGUGCGUCCAGGCCACGCCAGGCACAGCAGCCCCUGUGCCACAGAGGACACCUCUCACCUCCUCCCCCUCCGCGCUCAGGGCCGGCGGGACUUGCACUUCCCCUGCAGCCUGAUGGGUCCUGAAACUGAAAGGAGGAGGGAGACCUUCAAGGCUGAUAUUGAAUACCAGACGGACGUGACGGCUUUGGUGGAGAAAGUCUAGACUGCUGUGCGGUGCUCUCACCUCUGGGACAUCACCGGCCGCUUCCUGGCUCAGAGGAGCACGGAGGAGAACCUGGCGCUGCAGGUGGCGGGCGGUGAGGGGAGGCGGGCGCAGCUGGAGGCCGUGACGAAGGAGCUGGCGACGGAGGGCGUGAUGCCCAGCUCCAUCAGGCACCCGGGAGCCCCUGACCUCCUCCUCACUGACAGCCCCGUGGCUGGCACCAGGCUCGGAGCUGAGCGCACCCACUGCCGAGGGGCCCCAAGUGCCCGCGUGUGAGCUCCUGAGCCCGAAU
This is a messenger RNA of Orcinus orca (killer whale), 1140 nucleotides long. RefSeq names its product coiled-coil domain containing 183 (gene CCDC183). The record is from RefSeq and is a predicted model, not a curated record. Lineage: Eukaryota; Metazoa; Chordata; Mammalia; Artiodactyla; Delphinidae.